AUGACCACUGCCGCCCAGGACGAAUUCAACGAGCUUAUGCGAGAUAAAGACCGUGAAGAGAGACACCCAGAAGACCGCACCAACGACAGCGACCUCUCCGACCCCGAAUCUGAAGGCGCCGCCAACGACUACUUUGAGAAGAUCGACACAGACGACGAGCUCGACCUUCCCGCCGACAUGCGCUCCAACUACUACAUGCCCUCGCACAUCCGCUCCGAAGCCAACACAGGGCCAAAGGGUGUCAUCGCAGAUGCGCAGGCAUUCGAGCAGGCCAAGAAGCAGGCAAGGCACUUCACGUGGAAGAAGAACUCGCCCCCACAGCAGUACAACGUCACAGCCUACCACGACGAGCCGGCGUCGUCAGACGAGGAGAAUGACGGUGGCUUCAUGAAGCAAUGGCGCGAGUCGCGCUUGCGCGAGCUGCAGAACGCCGGCCAGCGGUUACGGUCACGCACAAACAGCCCCAGCAGGAGGAUAUACGGCAGCAUGCCCAUGGUAGAUGGUGAGGGCUAUCUCGACGCCAUCGAGAAAACGUCCUCGGACACUACCGUUGUCGUCUUCAUCUACAACGACCAAUCGGACAUUUCCAACAUGGUCGAGGAAUACAUGCGUCAAGUGGCCAAGCGCAACGACACAGUGCGCUUCGUAAAGCUGCACAAUGCUGACGCCGAGAUGGAAGAGGAAGGCGUACCCGCCGUCCUCGCCUACAAGGGCGGCGACAAGUUCGCCGGCCUCGUCCCACUCCUCAACGAGCUGCCUGACGACUCAGAACUCAGCGCCGUCAGCCUCGAGACAGCCUUCAGAAAGCACCGCAUUCUAUAA
Ascochyta rabiei is the source of this 822-nucleotide messenger RNA. RefSeq lists its product as uncharacterized. Lineage: Eukaryota; Fungi; Ascomycota; Dothideomycetes; Pleosporales; Didymellaceae. The record is from RefSeq and is a predicted model, not a curated record. The transcript has 3 exons. The coding region runs from base 1 to 822 and encodes 273 amino acids. Gene Ontology annotation, biological process: regulation of G protein-coupled receptor signaling pathway.